This is a messenger RNA of Spinacia oleracea (spinach), 1152 nucleotides long. Its product is annotated as F-box protein At5g18160. Bases 1 to 1152 code for a protein of 383 amino acids. The transcript has a single exon. Lineage: Eukaryota; Viridiplantae; Streptophyta; Magnoliopsida; Caryophyllales; Amaranthaceae. Gene Ontology annotation, molecular function: protein binding. The record is from RefSeq and is a predicted model, not a curated record.
AUGGCGGUCGAAGAUCCCGAAACUCAAAUCUGGAGAAAACCCAUCAUACCUCCAGACUCACUCACCCAAAUCUGGGCACGUCUCCCUAUCAAAUCUCUCUACAAAUUCCGAUCCGUCUGCAAACUUUGGAAUUCCCUAAUUUCCUCCGACCCUCUCCUAUCCGAUCUCCGCCACCGUUUCUCCCAUUCUCUCGCUCCUCUACCGCAUCUCCGACCACCAAAUCUCCUCCUCUUCCUCCGCCACCUCACCGAUGAACCUGUCAAAGUUCCCGACCGCCCGGUUCAGAUGUCAACCCGGCCCAUGGAAGAGCUCUUCCGGUUCGAGCGGGAUCCAAUUACUCGUUCCAUCAGAAACGGGUUCACCCCUUACGUUGAUUUCUCUCUAAGUUUUCUCCCGUCGAAGGGCCCAUUAGUUUGUUUCGCUGCGAAUCAGUAUUUUUAUCUUUGUAACCCUAGCACCCAGGAAUUCCUCCGCCUUUCUCCAGGGCAGAAUGGUAAUUCCGUCACCUCUAACGGGGCUUUUGGGUUUUUGGUUGAUGAGAAUCGGUAUGUUCUAGUCGGGCUAAAAGGUGAAAAGUGUGAGUUUUUUGAGUUCGGGCCGGGUCUAGCAGGGUCGGGUUCAUGGCGUGUGAUCAAACAGAAGUGUCCAGUUGAGGUGAGCCGGUUUGGGUUAAUGGUUAACAGAGAGUUUUACUGGACAGUUGCUGACGGGCCGGGUUUCGCGGUGUGUUUGGAUGUGAAAGAAGAAGAGUUCAGAGUGAUUCCACCCCCUGAAGGAAAUGAAAACGAGGUUAUAUUAUAUGACAUGUUAUAUUUGGUUGAAUUUAAAGGGUGCUUGUGUGCUGUUGACAAUUUUUCGAGGCCAUCAAGGAUGGAAAUUUGGGUGUUGAAUCGAAUUGAGGAUGAAUUUAGUUGGAAUAGAAAGUUUAACAUUUUUAUCUCUGGAAUGGCUAGAGAUAUUGUGUAUCCAUUUUGCGAUUACGAGGGUGAAAAUGGGGGAGAAAUGGUGUUGUGUAAUGAGACAAGAAACAGGCUUUAUUGUUACAAUUUGAAGAACCGGAGCAUUAAGCAGGUUUACCGCCCUAAAAACCGGACCAAUGAUCGCCUAGCUGUGUAUACUCCUGGUCUUUUCCCUCUUUCCAUUGCUGGUUAA